AUGACUGACACUAGACGAAGAGUAAAGCUUUACGCUCUAAACGCUGACCGGCAGUGGGACGAUAGAGGGACAGGUCAUGUGUCUUCUUGUUAUGUUGAAAGGUUAAAAGGUACCUCUUUAUUGGUGAGAGCAGAAUCUGAUGGAACAUUAUUACUAGAAAGUAAAAUACAACCCGAUACAGCAUAUCAGAAGCAGCAGGACACUUUGAUAGUAUGGUCGGAAGGUGAUAACUUUGAUUUAGCACUAAGUUUUCAAGAGAAAGCUGGGUGUGAUGAAAUAUGGGAGAAAAUUUGUCAGGUUCAAGGCAAAGAUCCAUCGGUUGAAAUAACACAAGACAUUGUAGAAGAAUCUGAAGAUGAAAGGUAUGAUGAGAUGUCUGAUAGUGUUCAGCCAGUGGAAUUGCCUGCAUGUGAAAUGGGCCGUUUAGAGGACAUAAGUGAAUUGGUCAACAAUUGUCUUGUUUCACCCGCAAGAAAGGAUAAAUUAGCAGCAGCACUCGAGAGUCACAAUUACAUUAAAAAGCUACUUAACCUUUUUCACAUGUGUGAAGAUAUUGAAAAUAUCGAAGGAUUGCAUCACCUCUUUGAGAUAUUCAAAAGCAUUUUCCUCUUAAACAAAAAUACCCUGUUUGAAACAAUGUUUUCUGAUGAUACAAUAUUUGAUGUCGUCGGUUGUCUAGAAUAUGACCCCAGUUUGCCCCAGCCCAAAAAACACAGAGAAUAUUUGAGAGAGCUAGCCAAAUUCCGUGAAGCCAUUCCUAUUAAGAACAAAGACCUGCUAGCCAAAAUUCAUCAGACCUACAGAGUACAGUACAUUCAAGAUAUUGUAUUGCCCACACCCACGGUAUUUGAAGAUAAUCUGCUAAGCACACUGUCCAGUUUUAUAUUUUUCAAUAAGGUAGAAAUAGUGAAGUUAAUAGAAGAAGAUGAAAGAUUUUUAACAGAUUUAUUUAAGUUACUUAUGGAUGAUAAGACACCAGAUGUCAAGAGGCGAGAUUUAGUUCUAUUUUUAAAGGAGUUUUGUAAUUUUUCACAAAAUCUACAGCCACAAGACAAAGAUGCCUUUUAUAAGACACUAGUUUCAUUGGGGAUCCUGCCAGCCUUAGAAAUUACGCUAAGUAUAGACGAUCAGAAGACGAAGACUGCUUCUAUAGACAUAUUGACAUAUAUAGUUGAGUUUUCACCUUCAGUGGUGAGAGAUUACACAUUACAGCAAGCAAAUAAUACAGAAGAGGAGCAAAUGCUUUUAAACAUUGUGAUAGAACAAAUGCUAAGGGAUAGAGAUCCGGAGCUGGGCGGAGCUGUUCAAUUAAUGGGAGUGUUACGUAUUCUUUUGGACCCAGAGAGUAUGCUUGCUUCUGUUAAUAAGAGUGAAAAAGCUGACUUCCUAAAUUUUUUCUACAAACACAGUAUACAAACAUUAAUAGCACCCUUAUUAGAUAAUACAACAGGGGAAAAGCCCCUCAAAGAAGACUAUCACACAGUACAGUUGCUAGGUUUAGUAUUGGAGCUGCUCUCAUUCUGUGUUGAACAUCACACAUACCAUAUCAAGACCUGUAUAUUAAAUAAGGAUCUCCUACGUCGCAUUUUGGUAUUGAUGCGAUCGACGCACACGUUUCUCGUCCUCGGUGCAUUAAGGUUUAUGAGGAAAAUCAUUGCACUCAAGGAUGAGUACUAUAAUCGUUAUAUAAUAAAAGGCAACCUAUUUUCACCAGUGAUAGAUGCGUUUCUUAGGAAUAAUGGAAGGUAUAAUUUAUUAGAUUCAGCUAUUUUAGAAUUAUUUGAGUUCAUCAAACUGGAGGACAUCAAGUCCUUGUGUUCGCACGUUGUAGAGAACUAUGGCAAAAUUUUAGAAGACGUCGAAUACGUACAGACUUUUAAAGCGUUGAAAACGCGGUACGACCAACAUCAAGACAAAUUAAAGGAGAGAGACAGAGUAAGCGGUAGUGUGGGUGUGGCGGAAGCGGUUGUUCCUUCUCUCUUGCGUACGAGGUACCGUCGAGAGGCGCGGCAGCCAGAUGACGAAGAAGAGAUGUGGUUCAACGAUGAGGACGAGUUGGAAGACGAAGCGCCCUUAGACGCGGCCCAAACGCAUGCGCAUGCGCAUCAUGCGCUUGAUGCAAUCGGUAAAAUAGUGGAGAAAAAGGUGUGCCCGAGCACGGAGACCGUGAACGGACCGAGUCGGGUGCUCCUAAGCGCUGCGCCCGCUAAGCCGGCACACACCGACGUUCAGGUAUCCACGCCCAGAUUACUCAAUAAGGGGCUCGUUGACUACGAUGGCGAUUCUGACGAAGAAGAGGAGGGUGGAGGGACGAGCGGGAGCGGAACCAGCGGGGCAAGCGAAGAACGCGAUGCGAAGCGACCUCGCCUCGCGUAG
Messenger RNA from Leptosia nina, 2376 nucleotides. Lineage: Eukaryota; Metazoa; Arthropoda; Insecta; Lepidoptera; Pieridae. The record is from the annotation of a GenBank genome assembly.